AUGUUGAAUAUCCCUAUAAGAUCUUGGGAAGCAGGACCUCCUGUUCUUGGAGUUUCACCAUCUAUGAAGAUUGGUGUAUCCCUUAAGAUGACGUCUUCGGGUUGGCAUUCUGAAGAUGUACCGCUUUCGAAGUUCAAGAUAUUGGGUUGCAAGAAUGAAGGUGAAGUUGGUGUAGUUUCCAUAGGCCUUUUGGAUUUUAAACUUAACAUCUCUAUUGUUUCGAAUAACAUCUUGUUGAUUUUACCCUGUUCGGUGAUACGUGAUUCCAUCCUGGUCAACAUAGAAAUGACUUUAGUGUUGGAGAUUGUUUGGUCAAAAAUUACACAAGUAUAA
This is a messenger RNA of Lactuca saligna, 333 nucleotides long. NCBI's taxonomy places the organism in Eukaryota, Viridiplantae, Streptophyta, Magnoliopsida, Asterales, Asteraceae. The record is from the annotation of a GenBank genome assembly.